Molecule: messenger RNA, 8022 nt
Organism: Plodia interpunctella (Indianmeal moth)
Lineage: Eukaryota; Metazoa; Arthropoda; Insecta; Lepidoptera; Pyralidae
Product: terminal nucleotidyltransferase 5C-like
Exons: 4
Coding region: 310-1911 (533 amino acids)
Biological process (GO): mRNA stabilization
Molecular function (GO): RNA binding; poly(A) RNA polymerase activity
Source: RefSeq, a predicted model, not a curated record
CACCGCGAGCCAGUGCCGCGCUGAACUCCGCGCCAAUCGCACGUCCAUUGACUGCGUGUAGUCCGCGAGUCGACUCGUGCUACCCUGUGUACCCGUGCCUACCUGUGUUAUACCUCUAAAAAGUACGUAAACAAAAUAGCUAACUAACUAACCAGUGAGAAGUGAAGCAGUGAGAUCGACGGUCACCCGUGCGUAUAGACGCUUGAAGAGUUGCUGUCGGAAUCAUUGCAUUCUGCAGGGAGCUACCGGUGUAAACAGUUUGGGAACCAGUAUGUAGUGGACAGUGAACAACAAAAGUGUAAAACCAAGAUGGCGGACCACUUCGACAUCGAGACCGUCGAUGAUGACGUCGGCUACGACUACGACACGACCAAGAUCCCUGAAAUCGUCACUCCUGAUGACAUGAACGAGUCUGGUUACCAGGAAGGUUCCGAGCAAAGUUAUGGCGACCGGAGGGACAGCAAGGAGGGGUUCGGGGGUGAGGGGGAUUCGGAUUCGGGGGUGGACGGCGUCAGCAGCGGGUGUAGUACGGCUGACGAUUGCCCCGUGGUGUCCAUCAACGAUGUAGUGGCCUAUUACGAUGACAUUCGCCCGAGGAGGAGAUAUGUGCCGCAGCUUAACUUCUAUAACGUGGAUAUCGAGAGGAUGGCGAUGGACGCUAUAGCUCAGAGCGAGUCGAGCUACACCUCGUCGGAAGAGGGCUGCGGUGGAGGCGAGCGGCACGCCGUGCUCAGCUACGAGCAAGUGCGGCGCCUGAACGAUGUCAUGGACGAGGUCGUGGCCAUCCACGGACGCGGGAACUUCCCCACUCUGCACGUCCGUCUGCGGGAGCUGGUCGCCGGUGUCCGCGCCAGGCUGGAGACUUCCCAGAGCGCUGGGGGAGCUGGCAUCACCGUCCGCGACGUCCGGCUCAACGGCGGCGCCGCCAGCCACGUCCUUGCCGACCGCCCCCAACCCUACUCUGAUAUCGACCUCAUCUUCACUGCAGAUUUGCCCACCGCGCGUCACUGCGACCGCGUCAAGGCAGCAGUCUUAGGCCACCUCGCCACCUUACUACCACCGGCUACCCCACGCCGGCGCGCAUCAACCGCAGGACUGAAAGAAGCCUACGUCUCCAAAAUGGUCCGCGUCAACUCCGACGGCGACCGAUGGUCCCUGAUCUCUCUUGGAAACUCACGCGGCCACAAGUCCGUGGAACUUAAAUUCGUGGACACGAUGCGUCGCCAGUUCGAGUUCUCGGUGGACUCGUUCCAGAUUGCUCUCGACUCGCUGUUGGCGUUCCAUGAAUGCGCCCAGCUGCCGAUCGGAGAGAACUUUUACCCAACUGUGGUUGGGGAAUCAGUGUAUGGGGACUUCAGUGAAGCCCUACUCCACCUGGCCGAGAAGCUGAUUGCGACGCGGCAACCUGAGGAGAUCCGUGGCGGAGGACUGCUCAAAUACUGCGCCCUCCUCGCUAAAGGAUACCGACCGGCGCGACCGGACAAAAUAAAGACGCUGGAGCGAUACAUGUGCUCGAGGUUCUUUAUCGAUUUCCCAGAGCUGGGCCAGCAGAGGGCCAAGCUUGAGGCUUAUCUGAGGAAUCAUUUCGUCGGCCGGGAAGAGGAGGCGCUGAAACACAGGUACCUAACACUGCUGCACUCCGUCGUGCGAGAAUCCACAGUCUGCCUUAUGGGGCACGAGCGGCGACAAACACUAGCCCUGAUCGAAGCUCUGGCGUGCCGAGAGCUGUGCGCGCGGGCGCCGCUGCUGCUGCCCCCGCCGGGGUACUACGUGUGCGUGUGCGCGGCGUGCGCGGCGUGCGCGGCGUGCCCGGCGUGCGCGGUGGCCGCGCAGCACCCCCCCGCGCUGCCGCCGCCCCCCGCACCCGCGCCCUGCUGUGAUUGCUAUCGGCCCGCACUCUGCCCCGCGUGACCCCUCUAGGCCGCCGCCAUAGGACGUCAAUCUUAACCCUCUAUCGAUCGACGAUGAAUUUAGUGCCAAAUGUAUAUAAUACGGAUAAAAAUAUAUGUAUAUGUAUGAUUUUCCCUGUCCUAGCGAGUGUGAUUGUAUUGUCGUGUAUAACGCUUCGUAUCCUAGGCUGAUUUUUUUUAUUUGUAAUCAAAAAAAAAAGUAUAAAAUGGGAGAUAUCGAAGCGAAAACACCGGCCGGUGGACUUACGCGUUUCUUGACGUGCUCUUGUGGAAACGGACCGAUAUUUUGGAGACAAUUUACUCUGUCAAUUCAAAGUUGCUCACUUUAUGUACACCGAUCAAUUUUCGCACGUCAAUUGUCACGAAUGGGGCUGGCCUCGGCCGCCUCACAGCAUUUCACGUAAUAUUCCAUAGAAAACGUGGGCACAUACCCACGUUUGCCUAUUGCCAAUUAUUUUGAACCGUCAUUAUAUAGCUGUAAGGUACGAAAUGCGGCGCAGGCGACGUGAAAUAAUUUCUAGUCGUACUCCUUUCGUGUUGAUACAUUAAUAUGUUAGCAGUACGAAAAUUAUUUACCACGCGAAUCUUUAGGGUGUAAGUCCAAAUCGAUGGUCUGCCUAUAAAAAAGACUAGUUAGUUAUUUUUAAGCUUUAUAUAAUUAUAUGUGUGUAAAAUUGUCUCCAUACAGCAUGUCUCUCAGAUAAAGACAGAAAGUUUGAAAGUAUUGUUAGAAUUGGCUUUAGAGCUCGCGAAGGAAGGUUUCUAUUGGAAACAGCGUAAUUUGCGAGUGACGUACAAAAAAACAAGUCCAGUCUUGUUGUAGCUGGCCUUAACGCGAGAUAUACCGUUCUAUUUUUUUUAAUUGCGAUUGCAAUCCGGCAUUGCAGUCGAGAUGAACUCGUGUACAGACACUCACUCCCAGAAAUGCGAUGCUCCAACUUGUAGCAUAUAGCUAUAAGCGUAAACUAUUUUACUAUGUAUUUAUCAACUCGAAAUUGUAUAUACAUGUAUCUCUAUUACGUGAUCGCUCUAGUAUUGUAUACGGCUUGGCAUACGAAGUAACAAAUUAAGAUAAAUAUAAACACAAAAAAAAAAAUAUAAAAAUACAAAAAAAAAUAUUUUAACACUAAGGUGUGUACAAUAUUAAAGUUCACUCUUUUUUAAUGAUAAAUAAAUCCAUUAUAUAAAUAUUUUAAGAACAUUUACAAGUAGCAGUCAUAUUAGAUGCAUACUUAUAAAAUAUUUGUUUUACGUCUCAUUCAGUCUACAGUAGAAUAUAUGGAAAAUGUGAUUUUAUUGUUGUAGAAUAAUACUGUUGUCACAGAUUAUAUACUACUUAUAUUAUUAUAUAGUUUAAAUACAAUAGAGAGUUAUUAUUGUUGUAUAUUAUAAACGUGUAGAUUAUGAACGACGUGUGAACAAUGUCCGGCCAAAUGAAUGUCUUAGAUAUUUUGAAAGUGUAUAUUGAACUAAAUAUAUUUACUGGAUUCUCUUAGAGCUCAGAAUAAGCUGUUAGGGGGCGCCCUCAAAGUGUACGAUUGGACUUCGGUAGGAAGGUGAUAGCGAAAGCUAUACAGCCAGUAAUAUUUUUUAAAAUUGGAAGGCUCUGCGUCCUCUUAUUUGAUUGGGUUAUAAGCUGUCAAAAGUAAAUAUAGUAACUGUCAUAAAAAGCAUUUUUUUUUGUGCCCCGGCCAUAAUAUCGAAGACCACGCGUACAUUUGCGGGCGUUCUAUAUUAUUAUAUUAGAUUAUCCGAAGUAGUGAAGUACAAUCAGCUUUAGAAUAAUAUUCUUCGGGAUUUAACGACUCUGAACGAAUUUUCCAUUUGCUCACUAUUGAACCAAAAUUUAAGAUCUCAUUUUUUUUGUCUUCAAAAACUAAUAGGACUAUUAGCGUCCGCACGUUACGGGCUGGUCUUGGCGCGUGUUCAGCCUCUCUCACUCACACACCUCAAAUGCAAUAAAAAAGAGCGAACAGCCUAUAACUUAGAUCACAUGUAUACAAUUUAUUUUAAUUAUCAAUUUUAUUAAUUACAUAAUUUGAUAAUUCAGUUAAAAUUAUUUUUUAUUGCAAAAUAGUGACUUCGCUUUCAUGAUAUCAAAGUGACAUCACUCUUUUGCAGUCGAAAAUAAUUCCUUUCACGUUCCAUAUCUCAUGAUUUUUUCACAAGAAAAAGUAUUGAAAUUGCCUUGUAAAGUAGGGUUUUGAGACAGACAGAAUAUACGUUGAGACUACGCCUCAAAAGCAGCAAGAAUUAAGGAGAUCUGAUGUUUCAUUUAGUUGAAAAACUUAACAAUGCUCAUUACCACAUUACUCAUAAUAUGUCAACAAAUAAAACUUAAAGUGAAAUAAACAGAACUCCUUAACCAGACAUACUAUACAUAGUUCGCAGUCGUAUAUAUGUACUUAGAAAUAAAUGAAGUACAUAAUAUCUAACGAAAACUUAACUAUAUUCCAUUUUUAGAAUGAACUUAAGGGUUAUCACUAGUGUUUUGCCGCGUAUGUGCCCGCGUCGCGACACACGUAAGUUGUGAUUUGUAGUAUUUUCGAAAAAUGUUUUUAAUCGUCCUUGUCAUAAUUAUUGUAACUGUGAUUGUUAUCUGUUUAAACAUAAUUUUUAAUAGGUCCCUGUGGUUUAACAAAGCUAUUUAUAUUUGUUGCAAUUUUGAUGAAUAAUAUUUGAAAAUGCAAGAUCGUGUUUUCAUAUAUUUUUAGCAAUUUUCAUGGGACCUAUCAAAAUAUCUAUUGGCAAAACUACCUCCUCGCGUAAAUUCGAGAUCACCGGUAACUUUGUAUUUUUUAUUUUUUUUCAAAAAUUUGUUUCUAAGAAAUAAUUUUUGAUAGAAAAGUCCGUUUUGCUUCCAAUGUUAGGUCGCCGUCACGCGUGGUGUGGCUUCCACUACGCUUUCAAAACUAUAUGAUUGUAUUGAAGUAACCACCACGCCGCGCCGCGCGUGACGAGGCCGGAAUGCGCGACUAAUCUACAAAUGUUUAAUACCUUAGCUGUUAUACAUUUCAGAAUUCACUCAAAACCAAUAUUAAAACUUGGUAGAAGAAAUAUCGAAACAUAUAGGCCUAAAUUUCUACAUGGUUCUUCCAUACAAUACACAUUGCUUCCGGCAUACGGUCUAAUCAUUUUUAUACUUUAAACACAUUGUCUUUACUCAAUUCCAGUGUCACAUUGAACGUCAAUCCAUAUUUUGAUGUAUGUAAUUAUAUAAUAACAGGCAUUGUCUAUUGGGGCUUAUUGUUUUUUUUUUUGGAAUUUCUGAAUAUAUUUUUUAAAUAUUCUCAGUUUAGAAAUCCAAAUUAAUUUAGAAUUCAAAUAUUUAUGGAAUCUAUAUUAUUAUUCGGAAUUAUUGGUAUUUCUAUCAAUAUUUAUGUAUUGGAUAUUUAUCUAUAUAUGUAUAUGUUAUAACAUCUUCGAGUUAGUAUCCCAUAACAAAAGUCUCGAACUUACUUUGGGGCUAGCUCAAUCUGUGUGAUUUGUCCCUAUAUAUUUAUUUAUUAACAUACAAUAUUAAUUUAAUGUAUACGAUACAUACACCUUUAUAGACAAUGUCCUAUGGAUUGUGUGUGGACCCUGAAGCAAAGUGGACGACUGUAGUUGACGCGAAGAUUGAAAUGCCCUAUUGAUUGGGAAUAUUCAAUAAGAUAGAUAGAUAGAUAAACUGUUUAUUCAUAUCGAGGACACACAAUAUACAUUUAUGAUACAGUGAACUAUUAAAAUAAAGGACAAAUACACAAGAAACAUUCCACAUAACUAUACAAUCAUGUGCCGCAGCGAUAUAAAAGGGCAGUAUCUCAGCGCAUAUUGUGCUCGACAAAGAGAGCAGGGCACUGGUUUUCAGAUACCACCAGAGGGUACAAUAAAUCGUUGUUAUCGCAAAAUGGCUGAAGUUAAGCUGCGUUUGUGGCAUGAAGUCUUAAGGAACAGUCCGAGGCAAAAAUUGCCGCGCAAUUUUAUUCAAUAUUCAUAUUAUUAAUAUGAAUAUUGAAUAAAAUUGGAAUACGCAUGAUGGAUGCGAUGGCAUGUACAGUGAACGGCAUCAAUCAAAAGCAAUCUCGCCGCUAUUGCCGCGCCAUAGAGGUUUAUGCAGGGUAAUUUGAUGUGCUGUUGACUGUACGUAUUUUUAAUGAUAAUUUAAGACUCCAGUUUUUCAAUAAGUGAAUUUAAGAGGACAUCAAUCUCUGUCUUCUAUCUUGAAUCAUCGUUUUAAUUUCUACCACUCCAUCGCUGCGGUUGUAUAGAGUGUUUCAAUCGGCGUUUCAACUACAGUACGAUUCGCUAAGGGGGCGAGUAUUCACUUGUUCAGUUGUUGUCACGAGAGACAUUGCAAUAUAGUUAAGUGUUUAUUUUCUAAAGUUACCAUCAGUUUCAGCUAGCCUUAAUGUUAAUGUUAAUUUUAACUAAGUGAGCACUGGUCAAGGCGUUUGCGUACAUGUAUAUGUAUAUAUUGAAUUUCAGACAUGAUGGUUUGUUUUGAUCUUUACGUCUUUGCCAAUUAUGUUCAUUUUCGUCUGGUUGAUGCUAAAUUUGUCUGCCAGUGUUCUUCAUAGAAAAAAACUUUCUUUAGUUUCGAUCAAAUAAUUCAAAAAUCGAACAUAUUAUAUUUUUUUUAUGCAAAUGCGGUUUUACAAUUUGAAUUUUCAGAAGCUAAUUUAAAGUAACAAAAUAUAUGCACAUAUUUUCUUAUAUUCUUAUAUAUAAGCUAAGAAAAAAAUAUUAUGGCAUUUUAAAUAAAAUUUACGGAAAUUUAAUGCAUUAAUUUCAAAUUACAAUGUACAUUGUAUUCAUGUGAAGUCUCCGUAAAAAGUAAUUUUGAUUUGGUAAAUUUUUGCGCAACUGAAAAGCAUUUGUAACAUUGUGUUGCCAGUCUUAAUUAUAUUGUCAAAAAUCUAAUAUCUUAUUUAGUUUUAGCAGUUAAAAUGACAGUAAAUAUUAAUUUUGAAAUGUUAUAAUUGGUAUUUAUUACACAAUGAAAUUGUCAUUAAUAAGCUAAGUCUGAGUAGUACGCAAGCGCCAAAAGGCGUCGUUAUAAAAAGCAUACAUUAGUUGCAUGGAGAAAAUUAAAUUUAAAAAAAAUGUAAUCCAUCCGUGACGGGGCAAAGUCCUAAUUUAUCUGUGGCGUGGCGAGAGUACCUAAUCUAAUCACAAUUUAAUGAGUUUUUUUUUACAAGUGUUGCAUAUUUCGAUCGUAACUCGGCCACGAUCGCAGUCUUGGGACAUACAUUGCGUGUGUUUAAUUUGAGCUUUAUAACAAUGCAGAAAAAACUAAGUAAUGUAGUUCGAUUUGCCGGGCUUAUGCGUAAAGCAGGCCUAGUACAGGAACCUUGAAGCGUUCAAAUUACUUAGAAAUCCCCAAGGUCAUGUAAGUGUGACAAAUCCGUGCAGGCAUUUUUAUACCUUUCAAAAUAUGUUAUUUGGCAUUGUUUGGUAUUAUUUUUGCUUAUUCCCAACAUAUGGAAAAAUGCAUUAACAAUGAACUAAUCAUUCAUUUUCUUUGAUUUUAAAAAGGUGAAAUAUUUGCAAUGUUGUAUUUAAAAGUGUUUCAAAAUGUUUUAGCACAUAAAAUUAAGGUUAGCGCUCACAUUUACGAUACUGCAAUGCUCAAGGAAAUAAUGCAUUUUUGAGAUAUGUGUGCGUGAUCUGUGCCAAAAUACUGGCCACAUGCAAAACAGAAAAUUGAAAUAUUUCUUUAUUUGAAUUUUGAAGAUGAAUUUUUAAAAAGCGUAGCUAAAAUGUGCGUAUACGAAUGCUGCUUUCCAUGCAACUUCUGUGUGACCGUCGGAACGACUGCGACGACGCUAGUCGGCUGUCUCGCUCAUAUGUUACAAGCGAGCUGUCGGCCACCCGACUCUCUUUAGCAGAUAUAAGGGUUGCUAGUUCAUAACGCCUUACGUUAAAUAAGCUUACUGUUAGGUUUAUCAAAUAUAUACAUUGUAGUAAUUUUUUCUCUUCCGAGAGCCUGUUUCGAGCACAGAGCGCCGACGCGCAGUUGUUGCGUUACAUUUCUAUUAUAUUUGUGAGGAGUUUUAAGCUAUGUAAAUUUUACAGAAAAUUAAAUAAAAAUGUUGUGAAAAUAAAUUAUAAAAAAGUGAUAAACAUUGAA